CCCUGGGCCAGGCCACGGCCAGCUGCAGCCCCCGCUUCUCUCCGGCUGGCCAAGGCCUUCUCUCCGAAUGUCCCUGCAGGGGUUCCAGAGGCGCCUGCGGGCCAAACGCCCCGUCUUUGAGGCCACCUUGCAGCAGGGGGCUCUCCUGCGUGGCCAGGCCCUCCUCCCUGCCGAUGGCCAGGAGCUGGAGGCGAUGCACAGGGAGCUGAAGGAGCGCUGGGGGGCUCUGUGGAGCUGGGCAGCCGAGAGGCAGCAGAAGCUGGAGGGCCACCUGCUGUUCUCCGGCUGCUUUGGUGAUGCCCUUCAGGGCCUCCUGGACUGGCUUUGUCGGGCCAAGCCCCAGCUGGCUGAGGAGACCCCCGUGUCUGGGGACAGAGACCUGGUGGGCACGCUGAUGGAGCAGCAUAAGGCCUUCCAGACGGAGCUGGGCCGGCGGGCGGUGGCGGUCACGUCGCUGAGGUGCUCCGCGCAUGUGUUGGUGCAAGGUGGGAACAGCGUGGAUGCCCAGUGGCUGCAGAUCCAGACGGAGGAGCUGGAAGACCGCUGGGAAAUCCUUGGCCAGCUCUCGGUCUCCCAGCAGAGCCGGCUGGAGGUGGCCCUGAGGCAGGCAGAGGAGUUCCACCGCCUGCUGUCUGCCUUCCUGAGCCGCCUGUCUGGCCUGGAGAAGCAAGUGAUGGAUGGGGCACCCCCAGAGGAGGAGGAGGAGGAGGAGGCAGCCAUAGCCGAGGGCCAGAGCCAGCUGGAGGAGAUGCAGCAGAGCAUUCAGUGGCAGCAGCUGGAGCUGGACUGCAUCAGCUCUCUGGGCAAGGAGAUCCUGAGCACCUGCCACCCCGAUGCUGUGGGCACCGUCCAGUCCUGGGUCACCCUUGCCAAGACCCGCUUCCAGCAGCUCUGCAGCCAGGUCCAGCAGCAGGAGCAGCGGCUGAAGGGCCAGGCGGCCUCCCUGGCUGCGAACCAGGAGGAGGCGGAGCGGCUGAGCGCCUGGAUCACAGCCGCCCAAGAGUCUUUGCGCCUGCGGGACCAGGAGCCCCUCCCGGAGGAUAAGAGGCAACUGGAGGAAAUUGGAUGCCAACACGUGGUCUUCAUGCGGGAGUUGGAGCACAAACAGGCGGAGGUGGAGAAGGUGGCCAAGAGCGGCAGGCGGAGAAGAGCAGCACAAGUGGGCCUGGCGCCUUCUUCCAGCCAGCGGCCUCCUGAUUGGCCUGGUGCCCGCAGAGCUUUGCCCCGGCCCUCCUCCAUGCCCUUGGAAGACCUGCAGCCCCAGGACCCACUCCUGGCCGAACUAGUGCACCGCUGGCAGUGGCUCUGGGUGGCAGCUCAGGAACGGCAGCAUCGGCUACAAAGUGCCCAGCGGCGCCUUCAGGAGCUAGAAGAAAUGGCCGGCUUCAACUUUGCUGCCUGGCGCAAACGGUUCCUGCAGUGGAUUGGCCACAGGAAGUCCCGGGUCCUAGACAUCUUCCGCAGCAUUGACCAAGGCCAAGAUGGGCGCAUCACCCAGCAGGAGUUUAUCAGGCGUGUCCUGGCCUCCAAGUUCCCCACCAGCCUGCCGGAGAUGAAGGCAGUGGCCAAAAUCUUUGACGUGAACAGGGACGGUUUCAUUGAUUAUUAUGAAUUUAUCAGCGCUCUGCACCCCAGUCGGGACAUCCUGCACCGGGUGGCCAACGUGGACCACAUCCAGGAGGAGGUGAACCGACAAGUGGCUGAGUGCAACUGUGUGAAGCGUUUCCAAGUGGAGCAAAUCAGUGGCAGCCGCUACAGAUUUGGGGAGUGCCAGCAGCUGCGCAUGGUCCGGAUUCUACGAAGUACCCUGAUGGUGCGAGUCGGGGGAGGCUGGACGGCUCUGGACGAGUUCCUGGUGAAGAACGACCCCUGCAGAGUCAAGGGAAGGACCAACCUGAAGAUCAAUGAACGAUACCUCUCCCCGGGACUUCUGGGGCGGAAGGGGGCCGGCAGCCAAUCUGCCCCUGCCUCCAAGAUCCUCUCCCCCAGCGGUUCCACCUCCAGCCUCAGCCUGUACAGCAGCGCCUCUGCGCCCAGCAGCCCUGUCCCGAGGAAGGCUGUUCUGCGCCGGACACGCUCAGGGGAUCGGUGCCUCCACUCCUGCAGUCCUGCUGGGGCAACCGGGAGGGCCGAGCCGGACUUUGCCGCUGGAGUGGCUGGGCCUGGCGCUGAGCCCCCAGGUCACCCCAGAAGAGAAGCUGCCCCAGGUGAUGUCCCUGCACCCUGACCGCUGGAGCAUCUCCUUCCUCUCCGGGCCCAGGGAGCAGCAGCGGAGGGAUCUGAGCAGCCCCCACUGGCACCCAGGCCUUGGGAGGCUAAGCAGGCUGCCCCAUCCUUUCCCCACAAGCAUCCGUUUCCCUGCUCUCCGCAGCCGUCCCUGGCAAUGCAGCUGAGGCUCUCUUGGAGCAAGACCACCCGUCGGAGAGGCACGGUUUGGUGCUCCCACAAGCCAGUUGCCCAGCUAGCCGAGGCCUCCCUCGGGUGAAGCUCCGGUGUUCCUGGGGCAGAUUUUGGAAGGAGUGGCGCCUUGCCCUGGCCGAGCACUGUCCCUCUGCAGGCAGGUGGAAUCCUGGGGCCAGAGAGAGCACCAGGGGCAAUAAAGACAAGGCUUCCUGCAGUC
This is a messenger RNA of Thamnophis elegans (Western terrestrial garter snake), 2620 nucleotides long. Its product is annotated as microtubule-actin cross-linking factor 1-like. Gene Ontology annotation, biological process: wound healing; cytoplasmic microtubule organization; hemidesmosome assembly. NCBI's taxonomy places the organism in Eukaryota, Metazoa, Chordata, Lepidosauria, Squamata, Natricidae. Gene Ontology annotation, molecular function: microtubule binding; calcium ion binding; structural molecule activity. The transcript has 15 exons. Gene Ontology annotation, cellular component: hemidesmosome; intermediate filament; membrane. The record is from RefSeq and is a predicted model, not a curated record. The coding region runs from base 68 to 2227 and encodes 719 amino acids.